Anopheles bellator is the source of this 484-nucleotide messenger RNA. RefSeq names its product serine protease snake-like. The annotation marks the transcript as partial. Gene Ontology annotation, molecular function: serine-type endopeptidase activity. NCBI's taxonomy places the organism in Eukaryota, Metazoa, Arthropoda, Insecta, Diptera, Culicidae. Gene Ontology annotation, biological process: proteolysis. The transcript has 4 exons. The record is from RefSeq and is a predicted model, not a curated record.
AUGGUGCCGCGACUUUGUUCGAUGGACUACGGAGCCCCGGUGACUAAUUCAAGAUAUGAAGAAGAGGAUCCCAAUUACAUCUACGGCAUAGUAUCAUCGCUUAGUAAGGAUUGUGGAUCUAGCUUAGUGGCCAUCGGUUGGAAUCGGCCCAAUGGAAAAAUUGACUAUCUUUGUGGUGGGUCGCUGAUAAACGACGACUUCGUACUGACCGCAGCCCAUUGCGCCGUGGACGAGUUCAAUAUUGCGCCGAACACGGUUCGAAUCGGAGAUACCGAUCUUGGCAGUGAAAAGGACGAUGAGUUUGCGAAACAGAUCGCAAUCGGGCGCAUCAUUGUGCACCCCCAGUACCGGGGAUCGCGAAAAUACUUCGAUCUGGCGUUGAUUCAACUGGCGGAACCAAUCAAAUACUCAAUGGCAGUCUGUCGGGCUUGUCUGUGGCGAGAAUCUUCGCUACCUCCUGAGCGAAUGGAUGCCAUCGGGUUCG